UAUAACAUAUGUGAAAUACUUUUCAUGUGCUAUCCAUAUAAUAUUUCUUUAUAUAUCUUAAGUUUCUAUAAAUUGUUAAGAGUCGUAUUUAAAAUGAAAAUUGAUCUAAAGUCCUUGCUACUAAAUUCCAUGGAGAGUAAAAAAACUUUAUAUUUUCGUAAGCGCGUUUAUUUUGGUAAAAAAUGUUUUUCUAUUGAGUACGAACUGAAUGGCAGAUACAUGAUUGUGAAGAGCAUGAAGUACAUUAUGAAUAAAUCGAAGUCACGGUUAACGUCUAAAAAUAAGCAGAUUUUAAUUAGGACUUGCAUUGGUUCACUUAAUGAAAGCAAUAUUGAAGUUGUGGCAGCGGAAACUCAAACAAUACAUGUGGAUUUGGUUUCUAAUGGCACACAAAUUCUUCACGGUGACUUAAAAUGCGAUAACCACCAGUCGCGAUAUAGUCAAACGGUUAUAGAUGUUGAAGCCCAUAGCGUCCAAGCUACUCAGUCCAUGACUUCAAAAGCUAACCAGACCAGUAAAGUGCAUCUUAGUACACAAAGCAUGCAAGCAGAGGUAGAAACCUUUAAUUCUAAAACACAAACUGAGGAUAUGGAACACAUCGACUACUUGAAAACUGAGAAAACAGAAAAUUUAAAAGCAAUAACAAAAAUUGGAAAUCUUGUGCUGAGUAACACCGCAUUGCUGACUAAAAGUUCGCAAUAUCUUGAAAAGAUAACAGAUUUAAUUAACUUGAACAAACGCUUUUCCAAAAAGGAAUCACAACUAUUGGAGGCAUGCAAAUUUUGGGAAAGGCGUAAUGUUUCCCUCAAAAGCAGAAAACGUAAGAAGAGACGGCCUAAAGUGUAUAUUGUCAAAGCAGCACCAAAGAAGGACUUCAAGCAAAAAGAGACACAAACCGUAUUCGAAAUUGAAUUGUCAAGCAAAGCAACACAAACCAUUGAUUUCUCAAAGAAGAAAAAAAACUUUUUUUUCUUUUAAUACAAUGUAGUAGUAUGUAGUAAAUUAUAUGUACUAAGAAAGAAAAAUUACAGUCUUAGCCGAAACUCUGUCUUAUGAUUAUUAAAUGACAAUCAAUAAAGCAAUCAUUACUACAUUAACCUCCAGUUCAA
Molecule: messenger RNA, 1109 nt
Organism: Teleopsis dalmanni
Lineage: Eukaryota; Metazoa; Arthropoda; Insecta; Diptera; Diopsidae
Exons: 5
Coding region: 25-978 (317 amino acids)
Source: RefSeq, a predicted model, not a curated record